Molecule: messenger RNA, 1731 nt
Organism: Terrapene triunguis (Three-toed box turtle)
Lineage: Eukaryota; Metazoa; Chordata; Testudines; Emydidae
Gene: MYBPH
Product: myosin binding protein H
Exons: 11
Coding region: 93-1493 (466 amino acids)
Molecular function (GO): protein binding
Source: RefSeq, a predicted model, not a curated record
AGCGGUGCCCCCCAGAUCCAGAGCAGAAACACGGUCCCAUCCGGAGCAGAGCCCUCUUUCCCCCUAGAGCGGAGCCCCCAGACCUUGCGGUCAUGCCCGGCAAAGAACCAGACCCAGACCCAGAGCUGGCCCAGGCGACCCCAGCAGCCGAACCGGCCGAAGACCGGGCAGCAGAAGCGGCUCCAGCCUCGCCAGCAGAGGGCGCCCUGCAGCCUGAGCCCCAGCCCCAGCCCCCGGCCGCUGCUCCGGAGCGCGGGGAGCCUAAAGCAGAGCCGCCCAGCUGCCCAUUGCACCUGGCAGUGGAGGACGUGAAUGAUAACUCGGUGUCCCUGACAUGGAAGGCCCCAGAGCAGGCAGGCUCCGCUGGCCUGGAUGGAUACCUGGUGGAGUGCUGCAAAGAUGGAACUGCAGACUGGGUAGCUGCUAACAAAGAACUCUUUCUUUCUACCCGGUACACGAUCCGCAACCUGACAUCAGGAGAUAGACUUCAGAUUCGUGUGAAGGCAGUGAAUGUUGGGGGCAUGAGUAUUCCAGCUGUCCUGGAGCAGCCUGUUGUCAUCAGAGAGAUACUCGAGCACCCGAAGAUCCGAGUGCCGCGCCACCUGUGGCAGACGUACAUCCGGCCCGCUGGGGAGGCGGUAAACCUGCUAAUCCCUUUCCAGGGAAAGCCGAGGCCCCAGGUGAGCUGGAGCAAAGACGGCCAGCCUCUGGAUCCCAAGAGGGUGACCGUGCGCAGUGGUGACAGGGACACCAUUUUCUUCAUUCGCAAGGCAGAGCGCAGUGACUCUGGCCAGUACCAGCUGAGCGUCAAGAUAGACAGGCUGGAGGACAAAGCUACCAUUGACAUCCACGUGAUCGAGCAGCCGGGCCCUCCAGCGAACCUGAAGCUGGUUGACGUGUGGGGGUUUAACGUGGCGCUGGAGUGGAGCCCGCCGAAGGACAACGGGAACGCAGCACUCAAAGGGUACACGGUCCAGAAAUCGGACAGGAAGAGUGGGCAAUGGUUCACCGUGCUGGAGCGCUGCCCCCGGCCCAGCUGCACCGUCUCCGACCUCAUCAUCGGCAACAGCUACUCCUUCCGGGUGUUCUCAGAGAACGCCUGCGGGCACAGCGCCACAGCGGCCUUCACCACGGAGCUGGCCCACAUCCGGAAACCAGAAAUUGCUUACAAGCCCGAGAAGUACUCGGGCCGGGACUUCUCCGAACCUCCCAAAUUCACCCAGCCCUUGGCGGACAGGUCUACCACCAGAGGCUACAACACCCAGCUCUUCUGCUGCGUCCGGGCCUUCCCCAAGCCCAAAAUCAUCUGGCUGAAAAACCAGACGGAGAUUCGGGAAGACCCCAAGUACAUCGCAGUGAUCAACGAGGGGGUUUGCUCGCUGGAAAUCCGGAAACCCAGCCCAUUCGACGGCGGCGUGUACACCUGCAAAGCGGUCAAUCCCCUCGGGGAAGCCUCGGUGGACUGUAGGCUUGAUGUGAAAGUACCCCAGUGAGGGCUGUGUGGCGGAUCUGAUGAAGAACAAGACGGACGCUGCGGCUUGGAGUGAAGUUGCCACUGGGUAGCGUAGGCAGCAGAAAUGCAGCGGACCGUGGAGCCUGCUGGCUUUGGCCCUGUCCCCAGAUCUGCGAACGUCUUCAGCUCUGUCCCUCUCUGAAGCAGCGUCCUGUGGUGGCAGCCCUGCUCCGGUGCUACAGUUCCCCAACGUGCCUUUCGCUGUGACAAUAAAAAGA